Molecule: messenger RNA, 3692 nt
Organism: Mangifera indica (mango)
Lineage: Eukaryota; Viridiplantae; Streptophyta; Magnoliopsida; Sapindales; Anacardiaceae
Product: probable LRR receptor-like serine/threonine-protein kinase At1g74360
Exons: 2
Coding region: 219-3476 (1085 amino acids)
Biological process (GO): protein phosphorylation
Molecular function (GO): protein kinase activity; ATP binding; receptor serine/threonine kinase binding
Source: RefSeq, a predicted model, not a curated record
AUUUUUUAUUAUGAAAAAAAAAUGGUUUUAUUAAGAAACAAUUAAGCAUUUCUUCCAAGUUUGGUUGGUCUAUGUUUCCGCAGGCGCUCAGCUUCAACUUCAACAUAACAAUGGUUGUUCCAUUUAUGAAACUUCCUCAACUGUAACUAUUUUCUCACAAGGAGAAAUAACAAAAGAGAAAAGGAGGAGAAAAGAAAAAUAGUUCUUACUGGAUUAUCAUGUCAAACGAUGAAACUGAUCCAUGGCGUUUUGGGUUAUUCAUAUUCUUGAUUUUAGUCCUGGUUACAGUUGUUGCAGGAGAUUCUCUAGAAACGGACAGAGAAGUUUUAUGGACGCUGAAGCAGUUUCUUGAAGGGAACAACCGUGUGAACAAAGGACAUUAUUCACAAUGGAAUCAAAGUUCAAGCCCUUGUAUAUGGCCAGGAGUUUGGUGCUCUUACCAUCAAACCAGAGUCACCGGCCUUAAUCUUUCAGAAAGUAACAUUUCCGGGAAAGUGUUCAACAAUUUCUCUGCCUUGACACAGCUCACUUAUCUCGAUCUUUCGAAAAACACUUUUGAAGGGCCUAUUCCCAAGGAUUUGAGCGCCUGCUACAACCUCAAGUACCUCAAUCUUUCGCAUAACAUUCUUGAGGGGGAGCUGAACUUGAACGGGUUGAGUAAUUUAGAGGUCCUGGACUUGUCUUUGAAUAGGAUUUACGGGGAACUUCGGUUUAGUUUCCCUUCCAUUUGUGAAAACUUAGUGGUGGCUAAUCUUUCAGAGAAUAAUCUUACAGGAAGGAUAGAUAAUUGUUUUGAUGGAUGUGGAAAUUUGCGGCAUCUGGACUUGAGUGCUAAUUUUUUUACGGGGAACAUAUGGAGUGGAUUGGCAAGGUUGGUGGAGUUUUCAGUUUCUGAGAACCACCUUGAUGAGUCAGUUUUCGGUUCCAUUUUUACAGAGAAUUGCAGUCUUGAAAUUUUGGACUUCUCUCAAAAUAAUUUCACUGGUAAUUUUCCUGGAAACAUUUCCAAUUGCAAGAAAUUGGUUAUCUUGAAUUUAUGGGGAAACAAUUUUUCUGGGCCUAUUCCACCAGAGAUUGGUUCAAUAUGGGGUCUUCGGGCCUUGUUCUUGGGGAGCAACAGUUUUGAUAGUGCAAUUCCGGAGUCUCUUUUAAACUUGGUUAACUUGGAUUUUCUGGAUUUGAGCAGCAAUAACUUUGGUGGAGAAAUACAACCGAUUUUCGGGCGAUUCACUCAGGUGAAAUAUCUUGUAUUGCAUUCAAAUUUCUACACUGGUGGGAUAUAUUCUUCAGGUAUUCUUCAGCUGCCUAGCGUUUCCAGAUUAGACCUGAGCUUCAACAACUUCUCUGGUCCAUUGCCGGUUGAAAUCUCUCAAAUGCAUAGCUUGAAGUUCUUGAUCAUGUCCUACAAUGAUUUCAGUGGUAAUAUUCCACCAGAAUAUGGAAACUUGCUCUUAAUUCAAGCUCUUGAUCUCUCCUUCAAUCAGUUAACUGGAUCAAUACCACCCUCCAUUGGGAAUUUGGCAUCUCUCUUGUGGCUACUGCUUGCAAACAAUUCACUUUCGGGUGAAAUUCCUCGCGAGAUUGGGAAUUGCUCUAGCUUGUUGUGGUUGAAUCUUGAAAACAACCAGUUGUCUGGGCACAUUCCAACUGAAUUGACUAAUAUUGGGAGAGAUCCCUCGUCAACAUUCAAGUUAAAUCAACAACACGAUGACCAGAUAAUUGCUGGUUCUGGCGAGUGCUUGACAAUGAAGAGGUGGAUUCCUGCAGACUACCCACCGUUCAGUUUUGUGUACACAAUUCUUACAAGAAAGCGUUGCAGAAGCAUAUGGGAUAGAUUACUCAAAGGCUAUGGCAUCUUCACAGUUUGUGGUGGGGGUUCGAACAUACGCACUUCUCAAAUCACAGGCUAUCUUCAACUUAGUGGGAAUCAACUUUCAGGUGAGGUUCCUAUUGAAAUUGGUAAGAUGCAGAAUUUUAGCAUGUUGCAUUUGGGAUUUAAUCAGUUCUACGGGAAGCUGCCUUCACAGAUUGAUAAGUUGGCACUAGUAGUUCUAAAUUUAACUAGAAACAGUUUUUCGGGUACAAUUCCUUCUGAAAUUGGGAACAUUAAAUGCCUACUGAAUCUUGAUUUGUCUUACAACAAUUUCUCUGGCACAUUCCCUGCGAGCUUUAAUGAAUUGUCAGAUCUGAGCAAGUUCAACAUCUCCUAUAAUCCAUUUAUUUCUGGCUCAAUUCCAUCAACUGGGCAGUUAGCAACGUUUGAGAGAUCGUCUUACCUAGGUGAUCCUCUCUUGUACCUUCCAGAUUUCUUCGCAAAUUCCCCUGCUCAGCCUCCAAAGCAUGCCAAAUCCAGUGAAGGGACAAGGAAGACUAAAUUGGCAGUAAUUCUAGCUUUUCUAGUCUUAUUACUAGUGGCACUGAUAUGUGGAAUCUUUUCACUUGUAAUCUGCAUAUCAGUGAAAAGUCCAGAGGAGAAACCAGGAUACCUCUUGGAGGAUAUAAAAUAUCGUCAUGAUUAUGCAUCGAGCUCAGGAGGGUCCUCGCCAUGGCUGUCAGAUUCUGUUAAGGUCAUUCGUUUAGACAAAACAGCAUUUACACAUGCUGACAUUUUAAAUGCUACAGGCAGAUUUUCAGAAGACAGAAUAAUUGGAAAGGGAGGGUUUGGCACGGUGUAUCGAGGAGAAUUGCCUGAUGGAAGAGCAGUGGCUGUAAAGAAGCUCCAAAGAGAAGGAAUUGAUGGUGAAAAGGAAUUCCGGGCAGAAAUGGAGGUUCUCAGUGGACAUGGCUUUGGUUGGCCUCACCCAAAUCUUGUUACACUCUAUGGGUGGUGCCUGGAUGGAUCAGAUAAAAUAUUGGUGUACGAGUAUAUGGAAGGUGGAAGCUUGGAGGAUCUCAUAUCAGAUAGAGCAAGAUUAACAUGGCGAAGACGACUAGACAUAGCAAUUGAUGUAGCUCAUGCAUUAGUAUUCCUACACCACGAGUGCUAUCCUUCUAUUGUGCAUCGUGAUGUCAAAGCAAGCAAUGUCCUCCUUGAUAAAGAUGGCAAGGCCCGGGUUACAGAUUUUGGCCUGGCUAGAGUUGUUGAUGCUGGGGAUAGCCAUGUGAGCACAAUGGUGGCUGGCACAGUUGGUUAUGUAGCCCCAGAGUAUGGACAGACAUGGAAAGCGACUACGAAAGGUGACGUGUACAGUUAUGGAGUUUUGGCAAUGGAGCUAGCAACCGGUAGGAGAGCUGUGGAUGGAGGGGAAGAGUGUCUGGUGGAAUGGGCUAGACGUGUUAUGGGAAAUGGGCGAUAUGGAUCAGGUAGAACUGUUAUACCAGUUAUGCUUCUGGGGUCAGGGCUAGCUGAGGGCGCAGAGGAGUUGUCUGAGUUGCUUAGAAUUGCUGUAAGUUGCACCGCAGAGACACCACACGCUAGACCAAAUAUGAGGCAGGUGCUAGGAAUGUUGAUCAAACUCCUCCCUCACUAUGGCUAACAAAAAUUCAGAAGUUGUCAAUAAUUCUAGAGCCCUUAGAUUGCUGUACACAUAUACUUAUGUAAUAGGUAUAAAUUUUGUUGUUCUUAUUCUUCUUGUACACAAAGCAUUCAUCAUUUUCAAUCCAUUUGAAAAGUUCAAACUGAAAGCAAAAUGGUAAUGUACAUGAUUGAUUGACUGAGUUGAGAGAGGCUGAAUGUGCAUGUUUUGGUACAA